Messenger RNA from Peronospora matthiolae, 606 nucleotides. The record is from the annotation of a GenBank genome assembly. NCBI's taxonomy places the organism in Eukaryota, Oomycota, Peronosporomycetes, Peronosporales, Peronosporaceae.
AUGCGGGAAGCAGUUUACAGCGCGACAAGCUGGUCCCGACAGACCACGUAUUCUCGUCUGUAUACUUGGGCUCGCUUUCUUGCAGACAGGAGUGACCGUCUGCUCAGCGUGACAGCUGCAGCGGUCUCCCUGGCUCUGGCUUGUUCGCUGAGGAUUCGAUGCGAGGAGAAAGGCAGAUCGCGUCGCCCGGUCUCGCUAGCAGCACUUGUCGUUCAUGUCGGAGGAUUUCGUGUUGCAUUCACUACCAUUAACUGCUGCUGUUUAUGCUUUGAGUUCAUGAUCGGGUUACAGCUUCUGCUAUGCUGCAGUUUGUGGGCUUGGUCAUACCCGAGAAAUCUACUGCAGCGUUUUCUUCGGGGAGCGGGUCUGCUGUGCACGAUGUGUGUUGGCUACGCUCAGCUCAUGCAUGAAACAGUCGGCCCUAGCUGUUUGCUACUCGUGACAUUUCAGGUGUUCAUUAGAAGCAUUGAGAAGUACAGCGCUUGGAUCGACGUUGUGGCUGAGCUCGUAUUUCAAGGACAUGAACGACUGGAUGGGUUUGUAGUUGUGUGUGAUGAUGCGAAAGCCGUGCACGCUACGCAGUGUUGGUGGAGCUCGUGUCGUUAG